Molecule: messenger RNA, 1380 nt
Organism: Penicillium antarcticum
Lineage: Eukaryota; Fungi; Ascomycota; Eurotiomycetes; Eurotiales; Aspergillaceae
Gene: sclB
Exons: 2
Coding region: 1-1380 (459 amino acids)
Biological process (GO): regulation of DNA-templated transcription
Molecular function (GO): zinc ion binding; DNA-binding transcription factor activity, RNA polymerase II-specific
Source: RefSeq, a predicted model, not a curated record
AUGUCUGGCUCUCCUCCAGAGGAGCCCUCGGAGCCAUCCGCAGAGAAGCCUUUACAGCCUACAGAUCGGCCCGAACCUGUCCCUGGCCAGGACCUGGAGCCACUGCCACGACUGCCGUAUGAACAGGGGCCGGUAUACUCGGGAUCUCCCCGGCUUCCUGGGGCGCCAUAUCCACUCCCGGCACUAGACACUACCCCGACAGCAGCUCGGUCACUGGCGCAGAAAUCAACAAGGCGUACCAAAGCUCAUGUAGCAUCGGCCUGUGUCAAUUGCAAGAAGAAGCAUUUGGGAUGCGAUCCGGCUCGCCCAUGUCGAAGAUGCGUGCUGGCUGGCAAAGCCUCGACAUGUGUGGAUGUCACCCACAAGAAACGAGGACGACCCCCACUAAAAGCGGAGGACUCAUCCCUACGGUCUUAUACCACGCAUCUAGAGAACCCAGCUAUCCCAGCUGAGGCCCAACCAGCCAUGCAACCUCGCCGGACAGCCAUGCACAGGGCUACUUCUUCACGAGAAUUAAGACCCAUGACCGAUCUCCAAGGACUGGAUGCAAGCCCAGCACGAACACCACACCGCUGGUCCGCCUCAGUAUUCCCUCUAACCCGACCUAUGGAUCCAAUCCCAGGCGUGAGUCGACGACCAUUCUCUUCAUCCGGACCAACCCAUUCAGUCCCCACCCAUCCACCACCAGCAUACCUCUCAAUGGCAGGGGGAUUCAGCCCAGCCCUCAAAGUAAACACAAUGGCCGGCAUGGAGCGACGAUUCCCAACAUACGGCGUCCCAGCAUUACCACCACCGACUUCACCGCCGCAAUACCAACCCCCAGGCGUGCCCACGAGCUUUCUCCCAUACGCAGAGUCCCCAAACAGCACCAAUGCAAUCCGCCCAUCAAUAAGUGACCCCCGAGUCCAAGUCCCGCAAACACUCUCCCCAAGAGAUCCCUACACAAUCGAAUCCCCAGUCCGACUGCCCCCAAUCCAUCAAGCAACAGCAGGACCAGGACCACCCCCUCCGCCCCAUCACGUCCACCGAUUAAGCGAUCCAUAUCCAACCUCCUGGGCCAUCCCAGGCCGAGAUGAAAGCCUCUACGAGCCACGGCCCCUCCCACUCCACAGAUCUGCAGGCCCGACAUUCAACUAUUCCCUGCCACACCAACAGACACAUUCACACGCGCACCUGCACCAACGGUCAGGGUCUUUUACAGGCUCUAUAGAUCCCAUACCACGACAUCUAGGUCCGGUGGAGCUACCAUCACCUAUCCCAAUGACAGCGGGGGUGUCGCCUUCAAUGCCGCGGGCUGAAGCGCCACCUUCUGAUCCAGAGGGCGAGAAUAGACCUAUUAAACGGCGCAAGAUGGCGCUGGAUGAUAUGGUUAAUGGUUGA